UGCAAGCGACCUCCACACCAUCAAACUAUUUAAGAAGGAUCUGUUUAAUUUGAGACAGAAAACAUGAAAUCCUCCUACACUUUCUUCAUUCUUUUCUCACUCUUUUCGCAGUUUGCUAACGUGAUCGGUGCUAGAAAAGACACUGGAGAGUAUUGGAGAGCUGUCAUGAAAGAUCAGCCCAUGCCAGAAGCAAUACAUGGCCUUAUUCGCGAAACCACAUUGUCAUCAGUCUCCAAUGAGAAAGCCGAUUGCCACACAACCGAGUCCAAUGAAAAGAAUAAUUUUGUUAAGGAUUUUGGCCCACAGCCUACUGCUACAUCUUAUGACAAUGGUAUAAAACCAGCAAAAGAUAAGUCCUUCUCGAAAGAUUUCCACCCAAACUCACACUUCGAACCAGGACCUAACAUAUCAGUUUAUGAUGAUGGUGUCGGGCUUAAAGGAAAAAAAUUGUCUUCGGAUGAUUUUGAGCCGAGGCCUAAUGUGUCCGUUUCCCACGACGACGCUACUCUUAAAGGAGAAAAAUCUUUUCCGGAGGACUUCGAACCAGGACCUAACAUAUCAGUUUAUGAUGAUGGUGUCGGGCUUAAAGGAAAAAAAUCGUCUUCGGAUGAUUUUGAACAAAGGCCAAGUACUACUGCUUAUAGCAACUAAUUAGCGAGACAAAGUUGCUUGUUGAUGUGCUCAUGGUCUCUUUUAGCUAAGCCCGCUAUGGUUUGUGACUUUAUUAAAUAAAGGUUUCCCUUAACUAGGGGCGCUUAUAAGCGAGCUAGCGUGUGUUUAAUUAAGCAAUGUAAGAUGUUUUUCAGUCAUUAUGAUAUCAUGUAAUAUUGCUAUAAGAAGUGUAUGAGAAUGUUACCGUUUUAA
Molecule: messenger RNA, 864 nt
Organism: Populus nigra (black poplar)
Lineage: Eukaryota; Viridiplantae; Streptophyta; Magnoliopsida; Malpighiales; Salicaceae
Product: organ-specific protein S2-like
Exons: 2
Coding region: 64-651 (195 amino acids)
Source: RefSeq, a predicted model, not a curated record